Varanus komodoensis (Komodo dragon) is the source of this 744-nucleotide messenger RNA. It is a transcript of the gene CACNG2, whose product is annotated as calcium voltage-gated channel auxiliary subunit gamma 2. Gene Ontology annotation, biological process: neurotransmitter receptor transport, postsynaptic endosome to lysosome; calcium ion transmembrane transport; postsynaptic neurotransmitter receptor diffusion trapping. The transcript has 5 exons. The coding region runs from base 1 to 744 and encodes 247 amino acids. NCBI's taxonomy places the organism in Eukaryota, Metazoa, Chordata, Lepidosauria, Squamata, Varanidae. Gene Ontology annotation, molecular function: channel regulator activity; voltage-gated calcium channel activity. The record is from RefSeq and is a predicted model, not a curated record. Gene Ontology annotation, cellular component: postsynaptic density membrane; voltage-gated calcium channel complex; AMPA glutamate receptor complex.
AUGGGUAAUUUCAAAGGUCUGUGUAAGCAAAUCGAUCACUUCCUCGAGGACACAGAAUAUGAAGCUGACACAGCAGAAUAUUUCCUCCCCAGCGAGUUCUACAAAACCCGGCAUAACAUCAUCCUUAGUGCCGGCAUCUUCUUCGUGUCUGCAGCCGACACCUACCAAGACAUUGCCCAGUUUCUUCUCUCCUGCCCUUUGUCCACAGGUUUGAGUAAUAUAAUUGGCAUCAUUGUGUACAUAUCAGCCAAUGCUGGAGACCCCUCAAAAAGCGACUCCAAGAAGAACAGUUACUCUUAUGGCUGGUCCUUCUACUUUGGGGCCCUGUCCUUCAUUAUAGCCGAGAUGGUGGGAGUGCUGGCCGUACACAUGUUUAUUGACCGGCACAAACAGCUGCGUGCCAGCGCCCACGCCACGGACUACCUCCAGUCCUCUGCCAUCACCCGCAUACCCAGCUAUCGCUACCGCUAUCAGAGACGCAGUCGCUCCAGUUCCCGUUCCACUGAGCCUUCACACUCCAGGGAUGCCUCUCCCGUCGGGAUCAAAGGGUUCAACACCCUCCCAUCAACGGAGAUCUCGAUGUAUACCCUGACCAGGGACCCCCUGAAGGCUGCCACCACUCCCACCGCCACCUACAAUUCAGACAGGGAUAACAGCUUCCUCCAGGUCCACAACUGUAUCCAGAAAGAAAACAAGGACUCCAUCCACACUAACACAGCCAACCGCCGGACCACCCCCGUAUGA